AUGGCAUCUCGGGAUACCAGCCCCGAGAAUAUCAACUCAGUCGCCGAGAGGCCUGGAAAUCUUUUUGAUGCGCCGCCACGGUCGGCCUUGAUCCAUGCAUGCAACGCAAGGGGCUCAUGGGGAGCAGGAAUCGCACGAGAAUUCGCACUGAAAUAUCCAUGGGCCUUCACUGAGUACCGGAAGCAUUGCUUGAAAUGGAAGGGCGAGAACAAAUUUCAUGACAUACCCAAUCUGUACGCUACUGGAGACGAAGCCAAGACCAUCUCGGUCCGCUAUCCUGUUGGCACAGCGCUCAUCAUCUACCCUGAAAGUUGCUUUUUUGCGCCAGGUGUUAAGCCCUGGGUCAUUUGUUUGUUCACGUCUGCCGACUACGGCAGUCGCGUGGAUUCGCCCGAAAUGAUUCUCAAUAACACCAAUGCCGCUCUUCAUGAUCUGCGACAGAAGCUUGAUAAUGCGGGGAAAAGGCGGCAUUCUGGACUUCUUGUUGAUCACCUUUGGGCAUGCCGAUUCAAUUCGGGGCUUUUUGGUAUUCCUUGGGCGAAAACGAGGGAGCUGAUCGACGGAGUUGCCUUGGGCUUGCCCCUCACCAUUGUUUACCCUCCAGACAAAGACGAAGAGGGCGAAGCCACGAAGAAGAAUGUCCUAAAUACCUAG
Molecule: messenger RNA, 654 nt
Organism: Penicillium longicatenatum
Lineage: Eukaryota; Fungi; Ascomycota; Eurotiomycetes; Eurotiales; Aspergillaceae
Product: phosphatase
Exons: 3
Coding region: 1-654 (217 amino acids)
Biological process (GO): peptidyl-glutamate ADP-deribosylation
Source: RefSeq, a predicted model, not a curated record